Messenger RNA from Doryrhamphus excisus (bluestripe pipefish), 2079 nucleotides. It is a transcript of the gene cd36, whose product is annotated as CD36 molecule (CD36 blood group). Gene Ontology annotation, molecular function: low-density lipoprotein particle receptor activity; scavenger receptor activity; low-density lipoprotein particle binding. NCBI's taxonomy places the organism in Eukaryota, Metazoa, Chordata, Actinopteri, Syngnathiformes, Syngnathidae. The record is from RefSeq and is a predicted model, not a curated record. Gene Ontology annotation, cellular component: cell surface; caveola; cytoplasm. Gene Ontology annotation, biological process: lipoprotein transport; low-density lipoprotein particle clearance; long-chain fatty acid import into cell.
UCUCCGCAGACGAUGGUUCUUUCAUCGCCACGCUCGCACAACAACGUGUUGCCCGUGAGCAGUGAAGCAGAAGGACGGAAGAUAUCGGCGAUAUCAAGCAAUUAAAAAGCUUCCAUAUAUCAUCCACCCGAUAAAUACCACGUUAAUCAAUCAACUGUUCAAAGAGGGGCAGACACGUGAUCGCGUGUUUCCAGGCAGGUCCGCAACUCCUCCGUCAACCUUUGACCCGGUUAUCUCCGAUGAUCUCACCUGAAGGUUCAGCCUUACGUAAGCGGCAGGUAUAAGGCGCGCACCUUCACCUGGCCGGCCGCACAAUCCGCUGAUGCUGCACCCCCCCCCGCCGGCGCUCGCUCUCUGCAGCAACACCAGCCAGCGACAGCCAACCCGGAGACAGAGUCAGGCGCACGGAGGCAGGCAGGGAGGGACACGCCCGCCGCCAUGGAUUCCUGCUGCAACGCCAGGUGCGGGCUGAUCGCCGGGGCUGUGAUCGGGGCUGUGGUGGCCGUGCUGGGUGGCAUCCUGAUCCCGGUCGGGGACAUGUUCAUCGAGGAGACCAUCAAGCAGGAAUCCGUCAUCGAGCCCGGGACGCCGGCGUAUGAAAACUGGGUGUCAACGGGGGCCUUCGUGUUCAGGCAGCUUUGGUUCUUCGAUGUGCAGAACCCCCGGGAGGUGGUGGAGCAGGGGGCUGAUCCGCUGCUGCUGGAGAAGGGACCUUAUACCUACAUGGUUAGCUAUUUACCCAAAGCUAACAUCACCUUCAACGCCAAUCACACCAUCUCCUACCUGAUGCCCCUGGAGGCCAUCUUUGUUCCGAUCAUGUCCGUGGGAUCGGAGCACGAUAUCAUCACCUCGCUCAACUUGGCUGUGGCCGGAGCUUACUCGCUGGUUCCCAAACCUCUCCACGUCAUGCUGGAGGCCAUGAUGAAGGCCAGCAACUCCUCCUUGUUCCAGCGCCGCACUGUCAAGGAGCUGCUGUGGGGCUACCAAGACCCCCUUUUGAAAGGUGUCGUGGGGCUCUUCUCGCCUUAUAACGGCACCUACGACGGCUACUACAACAUCUUCAGCGGCAAGGACGACGUCUCCAAAGUGGGCAUCAUCGACACGUGGAAAGGAUCCAAGAGCCUCAGUUUCUGGAACGACCCGUACUGCAACAUGCUCAACGGCACAACUGCUUCCUCCUUCCCGCCCUUUGUGGACCAGACCAAGCCGCUCUACUUCUUCUCAGCAGACAUCUGCAGGUCCGUGUCGGCCCUCUACCAGCAGACCUUAGACCUGAAGGGCAUCCCGGUGUACCGCUUCGGGCUCCCGCCCUCCACUUUUGCCUCGCCGGACGUCAACCCUGACAACCACUGCUACUGCAAGGAUCCCAAGACCACCAAGAACUGCACCAUCGCCGGGGUGCUGGACCUGAGCUCCUGUCAAGAAGGAAAUCCCAUCUACAUGUCUUUGCCUCACUUCCUGUACGGAAGUCCGUCCCUGCUGGAGGCCGUGCAGGGACUCCGGCCCAGCGAGGAGCACCAUUCCACCUUCCUGGACGUGGAACCCAUGACCGGAUUCACCCUCAGGUUUUCCAAGAAAAUCCAAGUGAAUAUGAUGUACGGACCCUCCAAAGUCAUCACGGCGCUGAAGAAGGUCAAGGACUACACCAUCUUCCCCAUCGUUUGGAUGGACGAGUCGGCGGAGUUGGACGACGAAACGGCGGAGCUGCUGAGGAUGGAGCUGCUGGGCAGCAUCCAGCUGCUGGACAUCAUCCAGAAGGCCAUGCUGGGCUGCGGCGUGGCCGUCUUCGUCGUUUGCCUGACGGCGUACUGCAUAGUCAGGAGGAACCACAACAAGUCGCAGAUCGCUUGAGCCAAUCCAAACGCUGCUGUGGGACUUUCAUAUUAACUUGCACUUUUUGAAACGUCUAAUUUCAGUGUUAUUAAUAAUAAUCAUGUUAAUACUGUGAAUUUUGUAAAGAGCUCAAACAAUCAGGGACUUGGAGGUCAGGUUUUUGAUCCUUUAAUCGGCCACCCGCCGUCGUGUCAGAUAAGCUAAUGUUUUUUUCCUGUUUUGCUUAACUAGUGGCUUCAAAUGAAU